AGUGGGCGGGGCCGCGACCAGCGCUCCUCACCCCGCCCGGCUCGUUCCCUCUCCCUGCCCCGCCCCGCCCCGGCCCGGCCCGUCACGGCCCCUCCUGGUUCUGGACGCUGCAGCCGCGCCCGUCUUCCCUGACCACCCCGCGGACGUGGAGCGAAGAGACGACAGAUGGCGGCUGCAAGGGAACUUGUGACCCCUGGCGAUUCGGCAGCGGGAAAUGGGCACCGGAGUCACCUGGGCAUCCCUGAAGCGGUGUUCGUGGAAGAUGUCGAUGCGUUUAUGAAACAGCCUGGAAAUGAGUCUGUGGAUAUCGUACUCAAGAAGUUGGACGAGCAGUAUCAGAAGUAUAAGUUUAUGGAACUUAACCUUGCCCAGAAGAAAAGGAGGCUAAAAAAUCAAAUUCCCGAAAUCCGACAGACAUUACACAUUCUAAAAUAUAUGCAGAAAAAAAAAGAAACCCCAAAGCCCCUGGAGACCAGAUUCCUGUUGGCCGACAACCUUUACUGCAAAGCUUCCGUUCCUCCUACAGAUAAAGUCUGUCUGUGGUUGGGCGCCAACGUGAUGCUCGAGUAUGAUAUUGAUGAAGCCCAGGUGCUGCUGGAGAAGAACCACUCGAUGGCCACCAGCAACCUGGAAUCUCUGGAGGAAGACCUGGACUUCCUGCGUGAUCAGUUCACCACCACGGAAGUCAAUAUGGCCCGCGUGUACAACUGGGACGUCAAGAGAAGAAACAGGGAUGAGCUCCCCAAAGCCGUGGUGGCAUAGUGUGCCCACCCGCAGUCCUGGGGCUCAGCUUUCCCACUGGGCUCGGCCUCUGGAGGUCUGAAUUUUGACUUGGCAGUAAUUGUUCUUUAAACAAAAAGGAUGGUAAAGUUGAAGGCAAUGAUGAGCACACAUAUUAUUUAUAAAGAUAAAAUUUAGUCUCAUUCACACGUCAUGAAAUUUGAUUAUAAUUGAUCAACCAAGGACAUGCAGGAUUUGGACUCGAUUAUCUCCACACCUCCAGCUCUGACAUUCCAGAUCUUUGACCAAAUAAAAGCUGAAAUUUGCCUCCAGCAAAGCUGCAUGGGUGAAACUGGCGCCUGGAUGCUGAAGGGGAUCUUAUUCUUCUGUAUCGAUUAUUGUUUACCUUUGACAUUUAGAGAGAGGGGGAAAUGUACAGUUCCUGUUUUACAAACCUGUUGUUCUUUGUUAAACCAGUCUAUUGUAAGUUUGGUGGUUCACAAGUUGACUUUUUUUCUCUCGUGUAAAUUUGGUUAAGUACUGGUCAGUCUCCUGAAUGUUUUGCUCUUUUUCAUGAAGUGAUUUAUCUGCCUUUAUAACUAAGAAGUGGAAUAUAUUGGAACUGCAACAAGGCCUGUUGAGGCUGCACAUUCUUUGCCCAUCUUCUUUCCAGAGUUUCUUGUUAAUUAAAAAGAAAACCGAAUGGCUAUUGCUCCUAUGUAGUAAUUAAGUAAUGCACUGAACAUCUCCUGGCUUAAGCUCUGGUGAAUAGCCUAACAAUUCACUCAAGCAUCUUAAGAGGGGAAACUAAUUUCGAUGUUAAUUUCUUUAAAAGGAAGGAUGCGUAGAAGCUGUCCUGAAUUAAAAGAUGAAACUUUACAUAGAAUUAUAAAACAGUUGUAGUGAAACAAAUAGUCUGUGCCUCUGCUGCUGAGUGAUGCAGUCUGCUAGAAAUAGAAAUGUAUUCUUCUGCUUUCAAGUAGUAAAUGGUGCAUCUGUAAAGGUUGUAUGCUUUUGUUUCAUAAUAUUAAAACAGUGAAAUUAAACUUGUGGCAAAAUGCUUUUUAAAA
Molecule: messenger RNA, 1790 nt
Organism: Trichosurus vulpecula (common brushtail)
Lineage: Eukaryota; Metazoa; Chordata; Mammalia; Diprotodontia; Phalangeridae
Product: prefoldin subunit 3-like
Exons: 2
Coding region: 166-762 (198 amino acids)
Biological process (GO): protein folding; microtubule-based process; tubulin complex assembly
Cellular component (GO): prefoldin complex; cytoplasm
Molecular function (GO): tubulin binding
Source: RefSeq, a predicted model, not a curated record